GGGGCGCUAAUGUCCCUGGUUUUUCACACCAUAAACAUGCACAAUCUCUUCACUCUCCAACCGAGAAAUACUUCCACAAUGCCGCAGCACUGCAAACACGGGCCGUGACAACCGCUGAAAUUGGAAAGACUUGAACUAAGAAAACACGUUUUCAUUUUUCGAUCCGCGAAGCUGUAACUAAAACUCCGAUCAAAACAUGGAGCUGCCUUCCCAACGUCCUACCCAUCAGUGCUAACGUUAGCACUGCGAGCUAACAGCUGGUCAGGCUUUCAAAUAAAGAGGAAUUGAGUAUCGUUGUCAUCUAUCGUGUUGUGUUGAAACCUGUUACUGGUCGCACUGCAGAGAGCUUCGAUCAUUGGCAAAUAGGACAAGCAGUAAAUCUGUAAGGUAAACACGUCGCUUUCUCUUUAGCUUAGCAGCUGUUAUUGCCUGUAUAGCAGUGCCACCGUAAAGCUAGCUAGCUAACUAUCAUAAUAAUUGUUGAUGAAAGGGGUGGAGUGGUCAGUAGUAUUGCCACGCAGACUAGAAUCCCGUUGUGUCUGUUCCAGUUUACGAAGACGGUGUCAGACAAAAUGGUGUUAAGGAGUUGUUGGAAGUCUCGACAUAAAAACAGCUGUGGACCUGCUCCCCGUUGGAUCCGACCAGCCCUGCUCUGGUUGUGUGUGACCCAGUGUGUUUGCGGCAUUGGGGCGGUGGAAGACAGCAAAAAUGUGGUCCAGAAAGAUGCAGAGUUUGAUGUGACAUAUAAUGACUCUGUAACAAGUCAGAACCAGACCAUCUACGCUUUCAAUCACACUAUCUCCAGGAACAAGACUGAGGGAGUUCGCGUGACUGUGGACGUGUUGUCACGAGGUUCUGAUAGUCCAAUCUUGUUUGUGGUACGACAGAAGCAAGCUGUGCUGUCGUUUCAAAUCCCUCUCAUUUUAAGAGGCCUAUACCAAAGGAAGUACCCCUACAAUCAUGUGGGCCGGACAUUGUGCCAGCCUCCGACCCGGGCCGCAUCUGAGACCCAGUACUUCUUUGUGGAUGUGUCCACCCUGUCCAGCCAGGGUACAAACUACCAGCUCAGGGUCAGCCGUGUUGAAAGCUUCACCCUGCAGACGGACAAGAAAUUCAGCUUCACCGCGUCCCCCUCCCAACCUCAGUACUUCAAGUAUGUCUUCCCAGACGGGGUGGACACUGUGAUCGUCAAGGUCAACUCGGACAUGACCUUUCCCUGCUCCGUUAUGUCCAUCCAGGACAUCCAGUGUCCAGUCUAUGACCUUGACAACAAUGUGGCCUUCAUUGGGAUGUACCAAACUAUGACCAAAAAAGGGGCGAUAACAGUGCAGAGAAAAGAUUUCCCCAGCAACAGUUUCUAUGUGGUGGUAGUGGUAAAAACAGAGGAUGAGGCGUGUGGUGGUCCGCUGCGAUUCUACCCUCUCCGUCCUGAUGAGCUCAUCGACGCCGGAAACCGCAGCAAGCUCAUCGAUGUGGUCGUCACCCCUGCUAUCAACUCGGAGGUGUAUGUGAUGGGUAUGCUGUUCUGUCUGGGCAUCUUCCUCUCCUUCUAUCUGCUCACCUUGCUCAUGACCUGUCUGGAGAAUAAGCGAAUGAAGAAGAGAGAGGCAUUUCAGGUUCCUGACGACAUGUCGCCUGCUGAAACAGCCUCUCUGCUUGGGAAGAACGGAGAUGGCAAAACUCCAGCCUCACCAUAUGAAUACGGCUCCUUUGCGGACAACGGCAGCACUCUCAGUUCAGAGGCCAUCACUGACAGCGCCACAUCAACUGACAACAACUAUGGAUACAUAGGACAGGAGCCUUUCAAACGUCGCACAAUCGUCAGUCACCUUCACCACAUAGCCAUCCGCAUGGAGCGAACAAUGGACUGCGUUGGACGAAGCAGGCAUGAGUCUCUGAGCUCUGUGGAGGAGGACGACUAUGACACGCUGGACGACAUCAACUCAGAUAAAAACAUCGUCCGCACCAAGAAAUAUCUAUGCGUGUCUGACCUGUCCCGCAAAGACAAGAGGAUUCUGAGCAAGAAAUACCAAAUCUACUUCUGGAACAUUGCUACUAUUGCUGUUUUCUAUGCACUGCCAGUCGUCCAGCUGGUCAUUACCUACCAGACGGUGGUGAAUGUAACAGGAAACCAAGACAUCUGCUACUACAACUUCCUGUGUGCCCACCCUCUGGGAGCUCUGAGUGCAUUCAACAACAUCCUCAGUAACCUCGGUUACGUGCUGCUGGGAUUCCUCUUUCUUCUUAUCAUCCUCAAAAGAGAUAUCGCCCACAAUAGAGCCUUGUUCCGCAAGGAUUUGAACGCACUGGAAUGUGGUAUCCCAAAGCACUUUGGUCUGUAUUAUGCCAUGGGAACUGCUCUGAUGAUGGAGGGUUUGCUCAGCGCAUGCUACCACGUCUGUCCUAACUACACCAACUUCCAGUUUGACACCUCCUUCAUGUACAUGAUUGCUGGGCUGUGUGUGUUGAAGUUGUAUCAGAAGAGACACCCAGAUAUCAACGCGAGUGCUUACACUGCAUACGCCUGCCUGGCCGGGGUCAUCUUCUUCUCUGUGCUGGGAGUGGUAUUUGGGAAAGGAAACACGGUCUUCUGGAUAGUGUUCUCUGUGAUCCACAUUCUGGCCACUAUGCUCCUCAGCACACAGCUUUACUACAUGGGUCGAUGGAGGCUGGACUCUGGGAUCCUGCGCAGGAUUGUGUACAUUGUCUACACUGAUUGCAUCAGACAGUGCAGUGGACCCAUGUACAUUGACCGAAUGGUUCUGCUCGUACUGGGAAACAUAAUCAACUGGUCUCUAGCUGCUUUUGGCCUCAUCGAGAGACCUAAUGACUUUGCCUCCUACCUGUUGGCCAUCGCCAUCUGCAACCUGCUGCUCUACUUUGCUUUUUACAUCAUUAUGAAGUUACGGAGCGGUGAGAGGAUCCAGUGUCUGGCGUUGGUGUGUAUUCUGUUCACAGCCGUGGUGUGGGGCUUUGCGCUGUUCUUCUUCUUCCAGGGUCUCAGCACCUGGCAGAAAACUCCAGCAGAGUCUCGCGAACACAACCGGGACUGCAUCUUGCUUUCCUUCUUUGAUGACCACGACAUUUGGCACUUCCUCUCCUCCAUCGCCAUGUUCGGAUCCUUCCUGGUCCUUCUGACUAUGGACGACGACCUCGACACCGUCCAGAGAGACAAGAUCCUCGCCUUCUAGAUGUGUCAGAUCUUCUGAGAUGAGCUCAGCUCUUCCUCUCUGCCUUAUCGCCCUCGUCUCGCUCCGUUCUCAGCUUCUUCAUGUUCUUCAAAAAAAGCACAGCCAGUAGCCUGUUUUUCCGAGGCUGCAUGGCGGGCGCCUCUCUGCAUGCCGGCCACAGCCAAUCAGCCAGUCAGAGAGGGGGCAGUAGCUCCUCCCUCCCUCUGCUUGUAUGGACACUUUUGUGCCAAUAACAAGAAUGGGUCGACGUCAAGUGAUGCUGAAGUGUUUUGUCCUCUUGCUGCCAUCAUCAAUAUAACUGUUGUGAUCGGUGUUUACUUCCUGCUGUUGAUGAAAAUAACAUUGUAAACACUCGCUCAAAGAAACUAUCAGAUUUAACUGAUUUUAUACUGCAUUACAUUUGACUUACAUGUCACCAAUGCAUUUUGAAAUCAGUGUGUGUGUGUGUGUGUGUGUGUGUGUGUGUGUGUGUGUGUGUGUGUGUGUGUGUGUGUGUGUGUGUGUGUGUGUGUGUGUGUGUGUGUGUGUGUGUGUGUGUGUGUGUGUGUGUGUGUGUGUGUGUGUGUGUGUGUGUGUGUGGAAAAUGAGUCUGGUCUUGUCUGUCAGUGGCCUUUUAAUGUUCUAAUCAUGUAAGUCACAUACUGUGCUCUGAUUGGUCAGAUCCUCCAGCUAUUCGUCCUUCUCAUUGGAGAAUAUUAAUAUAAUGCUGAUGAUGAUGAUUGUAUUUACUUCUUGACUGCCCUCAAGUCUGGAUGCAAUGUUAUUUUUUACACGGCACUGUACGAUGAACGGAUUUUAAUGUCUAACAUUGCAAUGAGCGGUUACUGAAUAAAAGUCUCAUUUUCAGGAAA
Messenger RNA from Eleginops maclovinus (Patagonian blennie), 4042 nucleotides. RefSeq names its product SID1 transmembrane family, member 2 (gene sidt2). Gene Ontology annotation, molecular function: double-stranded RNA binding; RNA transmembrane transporter activity. Gene Ontology annotation, cellular component: plasma membrane; lysosome. Gene Ontology annotation, biological process: RNA transport. The record is from RefSeq and is a predicted model, not a curated record. The transcript has 27 exons. Bases 573 to 3191 code for a protein of 872 amino acids. Lineage: Eukaryota; Metazoa; Chordata; Actinopteri; Perciformes; Eleginopidae.